GCAUUUCCUAUUUUCUGAACGAUCGGUCCGACGGAAACUGGACCGUCGAGGGCACCAUUUUUUCUCGGUAGAACUGUGAGAAGUGAUUGAAAAAAUGUCAGGUUUAGCAGCAAAACUGAAUCCCUUAAUCAAAAAUUUGGUAACACAGGCGAAACCAAAACUCAGAGUAGCUGCUCAAUAUGCCAAAGUCGAACUGGUCCCACCGACUAUUGGUGAAAUUUCCCAGAUUCGCUCCAGUAUUGGCAAGUUGAUUCACAGUGCAAAAACUGGCCGAUAUCGCGAACUCACUGUGAAGGAAGCCUGGUUAAACACCCUCGUCUGUAUCGAAGUUUACUGCUGGUUCUUUAUCGGCGAAUGCAUCGGCAAACGACACCUCAUCGGUUAUAAUGUUUAAAAAUCUGUGUAUCAAUUCGCUAUAGAUAAUUAUGUAAUUAAUUCAGAGAUAUUCCAAUAAAGCUGUGGUCGUAGGCCAAGUAAA
Molecule: messenger RNA, 478 nt
Organism: Belonocnema kinseyi
Lineage: Eukaryota; Metazoa; Arthropoda; Insecta; Hymenoptera; Cynipidae
Gene: ATPsynG
Product: ATP synthase subunit g, mitochondrial
Exons: 2
Coding region: 95-394 (99 amino acids)
Biological process (GO): proton motive force-driven ATP synthesis
Molecular function (GO): proton transmembrane transporter activity
Source: RefSeq, a predicted model, not a curated record